Messenger RNA from Durio zibethinus, 2257 nucleotides. NCBI's taxonomy places the organism in Eukaryota, Viridiplantae, Streptophyta, Magnoliopsida, Malvales, Malvaceae. The record is from RefSeq and is a predicted model, not a curated record.
UAAAAAUCACAUCUCACCGUAGUAUCCAAACGAAUUACAGUGUGUUUUUUUAAUCUUUUUCUCACCUCUUGAUGCAAACCGCGGCUCCACUGGAGGCUCGGUUGCGUCCAAAUAUAGCCUCAAAGCACAAUUUCACCUAAAGAAAAAAAAAAUGUCAAAGCAAAGUUUUCGUUUUUAACCAAUUUCACUCUCUGCAUAUAUUAGGGGUAUAACAGUCAUUUCAUCUUGCUCACUAUCACUGGUAGAUUCUUCCUCGUGCAGUGCAGAUGCGUGAUUAUCAGACUAGCAGUUACUUUAGGUUGUAUCCAUUUUUCUCUUGUAAUAACAAAGAACCUUCUUUUAGGACAUAAUUUCUCAAACUCCCAGAUCAGGUUUCCUACUUUUGUUAACUUGCAAACCCAGUUUCUUAACUUUUGGUAUUGUCAAAUAGGAAUUUUUGUUCUGAUGAUGCCAGUUCCUUCUCCUCCCCAUAUGGGUACUUUCCCUCACACUGAUAACACUUCUCACAUGGAUAGUCCUCCUCACAUACAUAUUCAACAAGAUCUCUUUCCAGAUUACUAUGGUGGACCAGCUUCCAUUCCAUCUGAGCAACAAGAAAAUUUUUUUGGGAAUGAUAUCCGUAAUGGAACUAGUGAUUGUCAUCCAGUAAUUAAAGAGGAAAAUAAUUUCCCUGCACCAGUUCCUCCUGGUAGUAGUGGGGAAGGAUUGCCUUAUGCUCCUAUAGAUUGGCCAAAUCCUGGUGAUAAUUGGAGCUGGAGAGUGGGGAAGAGGGUCAACAGCUCUGGCUUCUACAAGGAUAGAUUUCUCACUGUUCCAAAAAGUAUUCGAAUGCGAAAUAAUCCAAAACAGUUUGCAAGCAAGCCAACACUUGAACGUUUUCUCCAAUCACAUUUCCCAGAUUCAGAUAUUAAUGCGUUCUUUGCCUCAUUUAUUUGGCAGAUCCCUGGCAUUUUGGAAUCUCCUACCAAAGCACCAGAGAUUGGAAAGGAGGAUGUUAAAAAUGAAAUCAACAAAAAAACUCCCCGUAGCAGCCAGAGGAAGAGGACUGCCCUUUCCAAUACUCCCCAGACUCCCCAGACUCCCCAUUCCAGCAGGGGUAGAAAGAAGCAGAAGAUGACUGAUGGAUCAGGCAUAACUAAACGACAAACUCGGCACCGUCUUAAAGAUUCCAUCCCGGCCCCACCUGAAACUGAAGAUACAAAUGGCACUCUUGAUAUUUCUUUCUUAGAUGAUGAAACCACAAAAGAGGAAUUUGAUAACUACCUCAAUUCUUUGGAUGACAUUCUUGCUCAGCCUCUCUCGGAAGAACCAUUUUCCCUUCCAGCGAUGCAUAACUUUUUUGCCGCAGAAGAUGAAAUGGCUGAAGCUCGAAUGAAACUAUCUUCGUUUCUUGAUAUGGAUUUUCCUUCUUUGAUUUGCUUCAAAGACCUUGAUGAACUCACACGUCUAGCAUCUAAACUCCGUAAGGAUCCUGCUCUUAAUGCCGAACAACUUGUGAAGUUGAAGUUGAUUGAAGAGAUUCCAUCAUUUUGUGAGGUUUUCCUAGAGAAUAGGGAAGUGAUGGGGCAGGCAGACAAGUUCUUUACGGCCCUUGAGGUCAAUAAGGCCGAGGUUACUUCACUCAGGCAAGAGUAUACCGUGUUAAAAGAACAAGUGACGCAUCUGCAGUCAGAGGUAGAUUCCAACACAUUGAUUUUGCAAGAAAUCGACGAUCAGAUAGAGCAACUUAAAUCCCACCGCGCUGAACUUACUAGAAUCAUAGAUAAAAAGAAAAGAGACAAGGAUGAAUUGACUUACAAUCAAAAGUUGGUGGCCAACUCCAUUCCUAAAGUUGUACAUGAUGUUCAGCUUGCUAAUGCCAGAAAGCCAGAAUGGGAGCUAAAGAAGGAAAAUGCAGCAACGCGUGAGGCUGAAAUACUUGCUAAAUUUGCUCCUCUCAAAGGAUUUUCCCUUUAAAAUAAUUAUCUUCUGGAACCGUUUUUCUACUAUGGUACUAAUAUUAAAACACUAAGUUAUGGGACUAUGCCUUUAAUUUCUGUAACCAUAGCUGAGGCUGAUAGUCUCUUGUGCAUUUCUUUUUGCGUUUUGUGACAUUUUAAUAGCUUCAGCAAUUGGGUUGCCCUUGUAAUAUUCAGUGUGAAACUCAAUCUCAAACUCUUAAUUAUCAAGCCUUGACUACUUAAGGUCUAUCAAUGGAGCAUUUUGUAAAACAGUAACUCAAUGACUGUUUGUAUUUAAAUUGCUAAACUAAAAGGAA